AUCGAGUUCUCAAAGGCCGGACUCAAGCUUACCGGACAGUUGGUAGCCGACAUCCUCGAAGCAGCCAAUCUGGAAGCUGACCCUGAGGAUUCUCCUUCGCCCAAUUGGUCGACUAAAUUGUCAGGCCCAAGUCGAAAUCCUGAUUCUUCGCUGCUAACCACUUCAAGCGAAGAAUCUGACAACUGUCUGAGACAGCGUCAUUUCACCAAUUCAGUUUCCCUUGCUGAACCUGGCAGUUCUGAUGGGGCUUGUGGUAGAUCGGCUGUUGGUGUUUCGGACGGCUAUAGUUGGCGUUUAGACUCAUUCCACUUCGAGGUUGACGAUUGGCGCAUCAAAUGGAAAUGA
Molecule: messenger RNA, 345 nt
Organism: Protopolystoma xenopodis
Lineage: Eukaryota; Metazoa; Platyhelminthes; Monogenea; Polystomatidea; Polystomatidae
Source: the annotation of a GenBank genome assembly